Sphenostylis stenocarpa is the source of this 1857-nucleotide messenger RNA. Lineage: Eukaryota; Viridiplantae; Streptophyta; Magnoliopsida; Fabales; Fabaceae. The record is from the annotation of a GenBank genome assembly.
AUGGAGUCCAGAGAUACUCUGAUAUGGCAAUACAAUGAAGAAGGAAAAUAUAGAGUGAAGUCGGGUCACCAUUUGGCAAGAGCUAUAUAUGGUAUGGAGGCAGGUCCUAAAGAUCUGGUUUGCUUUCGAUCUCUUCAUAAGAUUGAAGCAACCCAAAUUUCUCCCCUUCAUGGACUGGUUAAGACCCUCUGUACUACAUGGACAUGGAGCAACAAUUUCAGACCUUUUCGACAUUACAAAGUCUAUCUGUCAUUUCACAAUCAAGCAUUUUGGACGGGGAAGAGUCCUUGGUGUUUGAAUGAUGGUGACAUGACAAAUGACAAUGCUUCUAGAAUUGAUUCCAAGCGGGCUUAUCCGUGGUUCAUGGAUGACCCUGAUUUGGAUCUGCUUCCUAUUAAGAAACAAACAAUAGAGGGUCCAAGCAAUUUGUUAUCUGGAAUGCUCAACUCAAAUAUUUCUUCGUGGGGAACUUCCUCAGGGUUUCACUCUUUAAAUGGUCAUUUUACUGAACAAGUAUUUGCCUCAGAUGCAGCAAAUAUGACUUUUGAAGAUGCAAAUACUCCCUCUGUUAGCAUAGAUGAUAAAUUGAGUGUGGAGAGAAAGGAUAACAUGGAUCCAUUUGGAAAUGAGUCCUCAUUUGGUUUAUCCAUGUCAACUAUGAUAGAAGAUCCUCGUUUAGUUUUUAACUAUGAUGGAGUUAGAAAAGUGAGAGUAAAUGAGGUGAAAGGAUCUGAGAAUGUCAUGUCUGUUACUACAAAUAAUCCCUAUGAUAGGGGAGUUAGUGACACUAUGUCAAAUCCUUGUCUAUACAAGACAGGUGAAAAUUCCAUGUCAACAAGUCUUGCCUACAACAAAGGAGGAGCCAAUAUCAUAGCAAUGGAUGGUGCUUAUGAUCAGACAGAUAACAAUUUAAUGUCAAUGGGUCAAUCCUAUAACAAGGGAAAUGACAGUUUAUCUAUACAUCCAACAUUCAAUGAGAUUCGUAAUCCGAUUUUAAUGGAUAAUGGCUUCAGUAAGGUGGAUAGUCAUGUAAUAUCUAGUGCUCAAGCUUACAAUAAGACCCAUGGCAAUUCUAUGUUAACUAACUACUUGUACAAUAAGGUUGACAAUGGCACUAUAUCAUCUCAUUACACCUACCACAAGGAGGGAAAUGAUGUGCCAUUUGUUUCACGCUCCUAUGAUAAAGGAGAGAGCACCAUCAUAUCUUUUGGUAGCUGUGAUGAUGAUACAACGCCCUCGGACUUGUUCAUUUCUGACUAUGAACUGUUGAUGUGUCAAGCACUUUCACACAAACCAGAGGCUGUGAAUGAGAAAGAGUUGGUUAGACCUAGUUCUAAUUUACUUCCAAGUAAAGGUCAGACAUCUGCACCUGAAACUGAAAAUAUUCUCAAGAAAAAAGAGGAGACAAAAAUGUCUAAAAAAGCUACUUCAAACAACUUCCCUUCAAAUGUCAGAAGUUUGUUAUCCACUGGUAUGCUGGAUGGUCUCUCAGUAAAGUAUAAGGCGUGGUCACAGGAGAAGGAACUUCGAGGUGUUAUAAAAGGUGCUGGGUAUUUGUGCAGUUGUCACUCAUGUAAUUUUUCCAAGGUUAUUAAUGCAUAUGAAUUUGAGCGACAUGCUGGUUGCAAGACAAAACACCCCAAUAAUCACAUUUACUUUGAUAAUGGGAAAACUAUUUACGGGGUUGUACAAGAGCUGAGGAGCACUCCACAAAGCAUGUUGUUUGAAGUUAUUCAGACUGUAACCGGUGCACCUAUCAAUCAGAAAUCUUUCUGCAUUUGGAAAGAAUCUUUUUUGGCUGCAGCAGGGAAUUCCAGCACAUAUGUGCAAAACAAAGAAGUGAAGCAAUUGUUAUAA